Messenger RNA from Musa acuminata AAA Group (dessert banana), 5044 nucleotides. RefSeq names its product photosystem I P700 chlorophyll a apoprotein A2. Lineage: Eukaryota; Viridiplantae; Streptophyta; Magnoliopsida; Zingiberales; Musaceae. Bases 1 to 2205 code for a protein of 734 amino acids. Gene Ontology annotation, biological process: photosynthesis. The transcript has a single exon. The record is from RefSeq and is a predicted model, not a curated record. Gene Ontology annotation, cellular component: thylakoid; photosystem I; membrane.
AUGGCAUUAAGAUUUCCGAGGUUUAGCCAAGGCUUAGCUCAGGACCCCACUACUCGUCGUAUUUGGUUUGGUAUUGCUACCGCACAUGACUUCGAGAGUCAUGAUGAUAUUACUGAGGAACGUCUUUAUCAGAACAUUUUUGCUUCUCACUUUGGGCAAUUAGCAAUAAUCUUUCUGUGGACGUCCGGAAAUCUCUUUCAUGUAGCUUGGCAAGGAAAUUUUGAGUCAUGGAUACAAGACCCUUUACAUGUAAGACCUAUUGCUCAUGCAAUUUGGGAUCCUCAUUUUGGUCAACCAGCUGUAGAAGCCUUUACUCGAGGAGGUGCUACCGGUCCAGUGAAUAUCGCUUAUUCCGGCGUUUAUCAGUGGUGGUAUACAAUCGGAUUACGCACUAAUGAAGAUCUUUAUACUGGAGCUCUUUUUCUAUUAUUUCUUUCUGCUAUAUCCUUAAUAGCGGGUUGGUUACACUUACAACCAAAAUGGAAACCAAGCGUUUCGUGGUUCAAAAAUGCCGAAUCUCGUCUAAAUCAUCAUUUGUCAGGACUUUUCGGAGUGAGUUCUUUGGCUUGGACAGGACAUUUAGUUCAUGUCGCUAUUCCAGGAUCCAGGGGACAGUACGUCAGAUGGAAUAAUUUUUUAGAUGUAUUACCCUAUCCUCAAGGGUUGGGACCACUUUUUACGGGUCAGUGGAAUCUUUAUGCCCAAAACCCUGAUUCGAGUAGCCAUUUAUUUGGUACUUCCCAAGGAACAGGAACUGCCAUUCUAACCCUUCUCGGUGGAUUUCAUCCACAAACGCAAAGUUUAUGGCUGACCGAUAUUGCUCAUCAUCAUUUAGCUAUUGCAUUUAUUUUCCUGAUCGCUGGUCAUAUGUAUAGAACUAACUUCGGGAUUGGGCACAGUAUCAAAGAUCUUUUAGAAACACAUAUUCCUCCAGGGGGUCGAUUAGGGCGUGGGCAUAAGGGUCUUUAUGACACAAUCAAUAAUUCGCUUCAUUUUCAAUUAGGUCUUGCUCUAGCCUCUUUAGGGGUUAUUACUUCCUUAGUAGCUCAACACAUGUACUCUUUACCUGCUUAUGCAUUCAUAGCACAAGACUUUACUACUCAAGCUGCGUUAUAUACUCAUCACCAAUACAUCGCAGGGUUUAUCAUGACAGGAGCCUUUGCUCAUGGAGCUAUAUUCUUCAUUAGAGAUUACAAUCCAGAACAGAAUGAGGAUAAUGUAUUGGCAAGAAUGUUAGACCACAAAGAAGCUAUCAUAUCUCAUUUAAGUUGGGCCAGCCUGUUUCUUGGGUUCCAUACCUUGGGCCUUUAUGUUCAUAACGAUGUUAUGCUCGCUUUUGGUACUCCGGAAAAACAAAUCUUGAUUGAACCUAUAUUUGCCCAAUGGAUACAAUCCGCUCAUGGUAAGACUUCAUAUGGGUUCGAUGUACUCUUAUCUUCAACGAAUGGCCCAGCAUUCAAUGCAGGUCGAAGCAUAUGGUUACCGGGCUGGUUGAAUGCUGUUAAUGAGAAUAGUAAUUCACUCUUCUUAACAAUAGGUCCUGGGGACUUCUUGGUUCAUCAUGCUAUUGCUCUAGGUUUGCAUACAACUACACUGAUUUUAGUAAAAGGUGCUUUAGAUGCACGUGGUUCCAAGUUAAUGCCAGAUAAAAAGGAUUUCGGUUAUAGUUUUCCUUGCGACGGCCCAGGACGCGGCGGUACUUGUGAUAUUUCUGCUUGGGACGCAUUUUAUUUGGCAGUUUUCUGGAUGUUAAAUACCAUUGGGUGGGUUACUUUUUAUUGGCAUUGGAAACACAUCACUUUAUGGCAGGGUAACGUUUCACAAUUUAAUGAAUCUUCCACUUAUUUAAUGGGAUGGUUAAGAGAUUAUCUAUGGUUAAACUCUUCACAACUUAUCAAUGGAUAUAAUCCUUUUGGUAUGAAUAGUUUAUCCGUAUGGGCGUGGAUGUUCUUAUUUGGACAUCUUGUUUGGGCUACUGGAUUUAUGUUUUUAAUUUCUUGGCGCGGAUAUUGGCAGGAAUUGAUUGAAACUUUAGCAUGGGCUCAUGAACGCACACCUUUGGCUAAUUUGAUUCGAUGGAGAGAUAAGCCAGUGGCUCUUUCCAUUGUGCAAGCAAGAUUGGUUGGAUUAGCCCACUUUUCCGUAGGCUAUAUAUUCACUUAUGCAGCUUUCUUGAUUGCCUCUACAUCAGGAAAAUUUGGUUAAUUUUAAUUUAGUUAUUUAUUAUUUUUUUUAUGUACUGUAUCAGCAACAAUCUCAUUUGUUUCGAUGGAGAGGGAGGAUCUACCUUCUUAUAUUUUUACAUCUAGGAUCCGAACUGUAUCAUUGAUAAUAAUAGGAACUGAACAUUAUAUUAUGGCAAGAAAAAGUUUGAUUCAGAGGGAGAAGAAGCGGCAGAAAUUGGAACAGAAAUAUCAUUUGAUUCGUCGAUCCUCAAAAAAAAAAAUAAGCAAAGUUCCAUCAUUGAGUGAAAAAUGGGAAAUUCAUGGAAAAUUGCAAUCCCCACCACGUAAUAGUGCACCUAUACGUCUCCAUCGACGUUGUUUUUUGACUGGAAGACCUAGAGCUAACUAUCGAGACUUUGGGCUAUCCGGACACAUACUUCGAGAAAUGUUUCAUGCAUGUUUGUUACCGGGCGCAAUAAGAUCAAGUUGGUAAAGAGAAAAAUAUCCUUUCGUAUUUGUAUGAAUCUCUAUGAUCUUUUGUAUGAAUCUCUAUGAUCUAUUAUCAUAGAAGAUAGAGGAGCCCUCUUUACCAUUCUGUAUAAAUAGACUAUUCUAUUUGUACGGAUAUGGUAGAGGGGCGUAUCCAAUCUUUCUUCGUACAUAAGUUCCCGGUUCUUCAGCGCGGAGUAGAGCAGUUUGGUAGCUCGCAAGGCUCAUAACCUUGAGGUCACGGGUUCAAAUCCUGUCUCCGCAACAUUUUUUUGUAAAAAAAAAAAGAUCUUUUUAGGUGUAAUUCUAAUUAAUAACUAUUUUUUUGGGGGGGGGUAGUUAGCAUUAGGGGGGGUAGUUAGCAUUAGUAGUUCGAAUUUAAUUUUGGAUUUUAUCUCUUAUCUUAUCAUAAUACAUUACUUCACCGUGGGCGGAUAGCGGGAAUCGAACCCGCAUCUUCUCCUUGGCAAAGAGAAAUUUUACCAUUCGACCAUAUCCGCAUUUUCUGCGUUCCUGAUACGCACGCAUAUGUCCACACAUAUAUGACAUAUAUCAUAUAUCAUAUAUGCGUCUGGAUCAUAUGUACAGGGCCAAAUAUUCAGAUACAAGAAUGAAAUAUAAUUUUUUUUGGAACUCAGAUUGAAUCUUAAUGUGUCUCACAAUCCGAAUUAUUAAAUUUAUUAGAAGUAGAAGGUAGAAGGAAUGGAGUUUUUGGAUCGGGGAAAUACAAAAUAAGUUCAAGAGAUGAGAGAAUUAAGGAUAGCUACCAGAAAGACUAAUCCAAUCCAUAAUGAUGUACCGGAAAAUACAAUAUUUUUAUUACUUGACCAACCAUCAGAAGAAGCAAAUACAACGGGUACACUAAUCAGUAAGACUGAUGAAGUCGCAAUUAAUGCAAAAACAGCUAAUUGGAAAGCAAUAGUCAUGUUUGUAAUCCUCCAAGCUACCAACAAAUGAACUAUACCAUUUGAUCCCUCGCUUAGUAAAAAUUGUAAUAAAAUGCAUCAUGUAGGGAUUUGACCAUGAAUCAAUUGAUUCUUUAGAACUUAUUACCUUACCGCUUUAUUUUAUUCGGACAUGGAGUCGAGGGGAGUUUAGUAUUUACUUCACAAGCAGAAAUACUGGAUCAUGCAUAUAUCUAUGUAUACAAUCUACAGAUAGAUACAUCGAAAUAUGGAUUUGCAUCUGGGAUGUUUCUACAGAUAGUUAGUGUAUCAUCUCAUAUAGUCAUAUUCCAUUUGUAGGAAUAAAAUAGAAAUUGUCUCGGGGAGAGAUGGCUGAGUGGUUGAUAGCUCCGGUCUUGAAAACCGGUAUAGUCUAAACAAAGAACUAUCGAGGGUUCGAAUCCCUCUCUCUCCUUUUUUUGCUUGUUGAAUAAAUUUGUUUCUUUAUUCAUUUGGCCCGUUAUCUUUCAUAAAAAGGAAUGGCCCGGCUAGGUAGAAUAGCCGAGCCAGAACAGGAAAAAAAUAGAAUAGAUAUAAAAAGAAAAAGAAGAAAAUCUCAACUAAGAGGGGUCAUGGAAAGAACAGGUUCCAAAUCACGAUCGAUUCCUUUUUCAAAGCCUGCUGCAGCUGCACGGGCCCUUCCCGCAUGCCACAAAUGCCCCACAAAAAAGAAGAAUCCUAGAACAAAAUGGGAGGUCGCCAACCAACUUCUAGGAGAGACAUAAUUGACUGCAUUGAUCUCGGUAGCUACGCCACCCACGGAAUUUAAAGAACCUAAAGGAGCAUGAGUCAUAUAUUCUGCCGAACGUCGUUCUUGCCAAGGUUGUAUGUCUUUUUUCAGCCUACUCAAGUCCAAACCAUUGGGACCCCUUAGAGGUUCUAACCAGGGAGCACGAAGAUCCCAAAAACGCAUAGUUUCUCCUCCAAAAAUAAUCUCUCCAGUCGGGGAACGCAUUAGAUAUUUACCUAAACCAGUAGGUCCUUGAGCGGAUCCCACGUUAGCUCCAAGACGUUGGUCUCUGACUAGAAAGGUAAAUGCUUGAGCUUGAGAAGCUUCUGGCCCGGUAGGUCCGUAAAACUCACUAGGAUAAGCGGUAUUAUUAAACCAGACAAAACAACAAGCGAUAAAACCAAAGACAGAUAAAGCACCUAAACUAUAAGACAAGUAAGCCUCUCCAGACCAUACAAAUGCACGGCGAGCCCAUGCAAAAGGUUUGGUUAAGAUAUGCCAAAUUCCACCAAGUAUACAAAUGGAACCUAACCAUACAUGUCCCCCAAUUAUAUCUUCUAAAUCGUCCACACUAACAAUCCAUCCUUCUCCCCCAAAAGGAGAUUUUAGUAAAUAACCAAAUAUGACACUUGGGCUAAGGGUCAAGUUGGUAAUUUUUCUUACAUCUCCCCCCCCAGGGGCCCAGGUAUCAUAUAUGCCCCCAAAAUAAACAGCCU